AUGCCCAUCUACGUCCUCCAUACGACGGAGGAUGAUCGUCCAGCUCGUGUCAUCUUCGUCCAGGCCAUCACCCUGCUCCACGCCCAGACGUUUGGCACUCCACGGGCGGCCGUGCGCGUCGAGGUUGUCAACGCUCCGCGCCAGGGGUCGGAAGUGUGGUCAGAACAUUAUGGUGGGACGGGUUUUCAGGCCAGUGCCGGCCUGUCUAAAUUUACCGACUACCUCGAAGUGAAGCUGGACUUCCGGGGGACGCGUGACGAGUGGGAGGAUUACUGCCGCGAGAUCGUCUCCAUCCGCCCGCAGAUCCGCUCCAUCUACCUGCAGCGACUCGAGUUCGAGUUUGAGCGACCGGAUCCCUCCCUCCUGGGCGGACUGGUGACGCCGCCGCGCAAAGGGGAAGGGAGAAUGACGGGGAUCGCCGCGCUGCGGGGACAGCUGGCCGGGGGACCGGUGUCGCGACGGCGAUCCGUGGAUGAGGAGUCUUUACCCCCGUAUCAAGAGUGA
This is a messenger RNA of Aspergillus campestris IBT 28561, 504 nucleotides long. RefSeq lists its product as uncharacterized. Lineage: Eukaryota; Fungi; Ascomycota; Eurotiomycetes; Eurotiales; Aspergillaceae. The record is from RefSeq and is a predicted model, not a curated record. Bases 1 to 504 code for a protein of 167 amino acids. The transcript has 2 exons.